Messenger RNA from Hordeum vulgare subsp. vulgare (domesticated barley), 2473 nucleotides. Its product is annotated as subtilisin-like protease SBT1.7. Gene Ontology annotation, biological process: proteolysis. Gene Ontology annotation, molecular function: serine-type endopeptidase activity. Lineage: Eukaryota; Viridiplantae; Streptophyta; Magnoliopsida; Poales; Poaceae. The transcript has a single exon. The coding region runs from base 117 to 2348 and encodes 743 amino acids. The record is from RefSeq and is a predicted model, not a curated record.
UAAUUAAGAACGAAAUAUAAGAAUAAUUAAGAACGAAAUAUCUUCAACAACGAAAUAUAAGAAUAAUUAACAAGCAGCCCUAAGUAAGUGUAAUAAGCAUUGCUGGUUCAACAAGAAUGGGUUCGAUGAUGUUGCGCUGCUCCCAGCUGCUGUUACUUGUCCUCCUUGUCAAUGUGAAGAAGGUGAGUUGCCAUGAGGUUGAGGAGGAGCCGUCGAGCACCUACAUCGUCCUCACCGACCACCUCGUCAAGCCGUCCAAGUACGCGUCCAUGGUGGGCAACAACACCGACGGCAUCCUCCGCCACACCUACGCCACCGUCAUGCACGGUUUCGCGGCUCGUCUCACGGAUGGCGAGGCCAAGCGAAUGGCGACCGUCCCCGGCGUGUACCGCGUGUACAAGGACACGGUGUACGACACCCAGACCACUAGGUCGCCAUGGUUCAUGGGCCUACACGACGACUUCGGCGCGUGGCCCGACUCCGACUUCGGCGACGGCGUCAUCAUCGGGUUCAUCGACACCGGCAUCUGGCCGGAGCACCCCAGCUUCGACCACGCCGGGAUCGGCCCCGUCAGGUCCACCUGGAGGGGCAAGUGCGUGGGAUUCAACGCCAGCUUGUGCUCCUCCAGCAACAAGCUCGUCGGCGCCAGGUCCUUUAUUUUCACACACCACGACCUCGUCGGUGCCGGCGACGGCGAUUAUCCGAGCCCGAGGGACGUGGAAGGCCACGGAACGCACGUCGCGUCCACCGCUGCUGGCUCCGAGGUCCACUCCGCUGAUCUCUUCAAGUUCGCCGGCGGGAGAGCGAGCGGCGUGGCGCGCAAGGCAAGGAUCGCCAUGUACAAGGCGUGCCUUCCCAUCGGAUGCUUUUCCUCGGACGUUGCCGCGGCCAUCGACGCCGCGGUGAGCGACGGCGUCGACAUCAUCUCUAUGUCCCUCGGAGGCCCCGCGCAAGCCUUGUACGACGACGUCCUCGCCGUCGCCACGUUCGGCGCCGAGCGCAGAGGCGUCUUGGUCGUCCUCGCGGCCGGCAACGGAGGCCCGGAAGCGUCCAGCAUAUCCAACGUGGCCCCGUGGAUGACGACCGUCGGCGCUGCCACCACGGACCGGGCGUUCCCGGCGACACUCAGGCUCGGCAACGGGGUGGUGCUCACCGGCCAGUCCCUCUACAACAUCCCCUUCUCACAGUCACAGCCACAGCUGCCGCUAGUGCGCAGCGACUGCGGCGAGGACGACCUGACGCCCGACAGGGUCAUGGGCAAGGUCGUGGUGUGCUCAGGGGAUGCUGACGCUUGGGCCGGCUUCUACGUGGAGAGAGCCGGCGGUGCCGGGAUGAUUGCCGGCGACAGUAAGGAACGGUUCUCGGACGCGGUGACGGCCCAACCCUUCACCCUUCCGGGUCUCCUUCUCAGCUCCACCGACGGCAAGAAGCUGGACGAUUACAUGUCGUCGGUGGCAUACCCGGUGGCUUCCUUCAACUUCACCUGCCGCACGGUCACCGGCGAGAACCGGGCGCCGAUGGUGGCGGGCUUCUCGUCUCGGGGCCCCAACCCGAUUGUCCCCGAGAUCCUCAAGCCCGACGUGAUCGCGCCCGGGGUGAACAUCCUCGCCGCCUGGUCCAGUGCCGCCUCGCCGUCUGGCUCCGACAUGGACCCGCGGAGAGUGGAGUACAACAUCAUCUCCGGGACGUCGAUGGCGUGCCCACACGUCGCCGGAGUUGCGGCCCUGAUCAAGAAGCGGCACCCCGAUUGGACGCCGGCCAUGAUCCGGUCGGCGCUGAUGACGACUGCUGGCCCUCUCGACAAGAACGGCAGGGACAUGGUGGACAGCGGCAGUCCCGUGGGCGCGAGCGCGACGCCGCUAGCGGCCGGGGCCGGGCUGGUGAUCCCGCGGCUGGCCAUGGACCCGGGACUGGUGUACAACGUGGAGGACUACGUGGACUUCCUCUGCACCCUCAACUACACGGUGGAGCAGAUGCGGUUGUUCGUGCCGGAGUUGACAAAGUGCGCCCGGACGAUCCCCGGCGGCGUGGCAAACCUCAAUCACCCGUCGUUCGUGGUGGUCUUCGACGGCCGGACCGGCGGCCUAGAGCGCACGCUGACGCGGACGGUCACCAUGGUGUCAGCGUGCCCCGAGAGCUACAACGUGACGGUGGCGGUGCCGGACGGAGUGAAGGUGGCCGUGACGCCGGCGGCGCUGGAGUUCAGGUGGCCCAUGGAGAAGAGGAGCUACAGCGUGGAGUUCAGCAGCAAGGCGAGGAGGGCCGGCGAGUGGGACUUCGGCCACAUCGCAUGGGAGAACAGGAAACAUCGGGUCAGGAGCCCCGUCGCCUUCAACUGGGAAAAAUGAUGCCUUUAGCACUCAACACUCAAAAUGCCAAUCCCAGUUAAGGCUGUCAUAUAGGUAAAAAAAUCUGAUGUGGCUUAAUAAAAGAGAGAUGAGUGUAAUGACCCAGAAAGAUACUCAUACUCCCU